AUGUUGCUCCGUGCUGGAAAACGUAUCAUCAGCUGGUGGACAAAGUCAGUUCUUGGACCCCACCAUGCCACCAGCAAUGUUCAAGAUGGCGCUUCCGCCCAGCCAUCUGGCUACAUUCCUCCAAACAUACCCAGUGCAUUCCGUCCAAUGGCCGCGAAAGACGUCGUCUUCAGCUCCAGCGACACGUACAAGAACGACCCGAUGGAGAGACAACGCAUCAUCAACAAGGUUAUUGCAAAGGCCCUUCCUGCCGCUACACGAGCGGAGGUUAUCAAGACCUGGCAUGUCAGUCGAUCGGACAAGAAAAUACACUGCACCGUCGAUUAUAUCAGUGUUCACGGUCGCCGUUUGGUCCGAGCUCAUGUUUACAAAAGUCCGGCGAAGGCGAAGUAA
Messenger RNA from Fusarium poae, 393 nucleotides. RefSeq lists its product as uncharacterized. The transcript is spliced from 2 exons. NCBI's taxonomy places the organism in Eukaryota, Fungi, Ascomycota, Sordariomycetes, Hypocreales, Nectriaceae. Bases 1 to 393 code for a protein of 130 amino acids. The record is from RefSeq and is a predicted model, not a curated record.